AUAGACUUUAAUGGUCCUAAUAAAUCAUUUUUCGUUUUUAGUUAUUAACCAUUUAUUUAAAGUUUGGAGGGCGAACUGAUCACAUUCGCUUUCCAAUUUCUUUUCAGUUUCUCCCUUCCUAUUGUCGCUUGAUUCCUGGUGCUGGCAUGGAUACAAGAUUGAAAAGAGCUGCUCGAGCAGGAAAUGUUAGCGAUUUGUAUUCAAUAAUCGAGAGAGACGGAAAUGUUUUGAAGAACUUGGAUGAGGUGGAGUUCGUCAAUACUCCAUUACAUAUUGCUGCAGAGAAUGGGUGUACUGAGUUUGCAAUGGAGAUUCUGAGUUUAAAACCAUCCUUUGCUAGGAAGCUCCACCGAGGCUUGAGCCCUAUUCACCUUGCCGUCCAGGCAGGGCAUAAAGAGAUGGUGUUACGUUUCAUUGAAAUCGAUAAAGAUCUGGUUCGUAUCAGAGGGAAGAGUGGUGAGACUCCAUUGCACUACAUUAGUAGACUUGGAAACUACGAUGGUCUCUUAGAUAAAAUUCUUGAGACUUGUCCUGAUUGUAUUCGAGAUGUUACAACCAUAAAUAGCACUGCUUUGCAUAUUGCAACGGAAAGCAAUAGAUUGGAUGUUCUCCAAGUUCUAAUUAGAACUCUAAAGAAGAAAGACUACUGCCGGGAAGUGGUGAACGGAAAAGACAAAGAUGGCAACACUGCACUUCACAUAGCUGCCAGGAAUAAUCAACCCGAGAUGCUCAAAUUGCUAUUGAACUGCAAGGCUGAUAAGUAUGACACCAAUCAACAUGGUUUGACGGCACUUGAAGUUGCACAAGAACAUAAUAGUCGAGAAAGCAUUACUAUUCUACGUGGUUGCUUUUUUCCUGUAUUUUCAAACUUCAAUCAUAAGAUGGAGAAACAAAUCAUGGCGUCUGCGACAAAAGCAUCAUUACUAAUAUUUCAUGAUAUGGAUAAUAUCUCAGACCAAGAUCGCAAUGCCUUACUAGUAAUUUUAGGACUCCUUCUAACUACAACCUACCAAGCAAGUCUUAGUCCGCCUGGUGGUGUUUGGCAGGGCGACAGUCCGUCAGAGCCAUUUCAUCAUAGACCUCUUGAAGAAAGAGAUUCACCGGGGAGUAUAGGGACAUCAGUCCUGGGUGAAUCCUAUUUCCUAAUUUUCUAUAUUCUAGCCUAUGUUGUCUUUAUCGUAACCUAUUUCCUAACACUAGCCCUGCUUAAACCUUUUCCCAAUGGUUUCAGGACAGCCCUUGAAGUAUUACUUGCGUUCCUUGCGAUGUGUUUCGACCAAUCACUGUCUUCCAUAGCCCCAACUUUUUCAAUAGCUGUAACUCUUCGUAUAUUUUCAACUAUUAUUUUCAUUUUAAUGGUGUUCGUGUGUAUCGCAUAUCAUCAGGUAUCAAAACUCAGUGUUUCAAUCGUGGGAUGUUGGAUAUUCCCUUCGUAUUCUCUUUCCCUUUUUGCUGGAGAAAAAGUUGUAGCUGUAAUUCAAGUAUUUUUGUUAUUCCUUGUUCUAUAUGAUGAAUUUUGGAAAGGAACCAUUUUAGCUGUAGGUUAUAGUUUAUUUGUCAGGAUUGAUGCCAUCGCUGAUCAUGGUGGUGGUUAUAGUAGUUAUGGAUGGGGAUACCCUGCUGUAUUCAUAGGAUGUUGGUUUUUCUUUAAUCUAUCUCAAGUUUGCAUAAAGCGGUGCAUUCGAUGCUGUAAAAAGUAAUUAGUCAAAUUGGCAAUUGAGGAUGUAUACUGAUUCUGGUUUUGUAUAUAUUUGUAAUAUGUCAAUAUACUAUUUCAUUUUAGGCUUUAUUUCA
Gossypium raimondii (Peruvian cotton) is the source of this 1794-nucleotide messenger RNA. Its product is annotated as ankyrin repeat-containing protein BDA1. The transcript has 2 exons. Gene Ontology annotation, molecular function: protein binding. Bases 147 to 1700 code for a protein of 517 amino acids. NCBI's taxonomy places the organism in Eukaryota, Viridiplantae, Streptophyta, Magnoliopsida, Malvales, Malvaceae. The record is from RefSeq and is a predicted model, not a curated record.